Molecule: messenger RNA, 1074 nt
Organism: Aspergillus nomiae NRRL 13137
Lineage: Eukaryota; Fungi; Ascomycota; Eurotiomycetes; Eurotiales; Aspergillaceae
Product: F-box protein
Exons: 1
Coding region: 1-1074 (357 amino acids)
Molecular function (GO): protein binding
Source: RefSeq, a predicted model, not a curated record
AUGGAUCGAAACUCCACGACCAAAGCCCUCUCUCUAUGGGAAAUACUGCAUCCCAUCCUCAUCAACCUAGACAUGCGAACUCUUCUCCACGCACAGCGAGUGUGCCGCCUUUGGCAUCACAUCACCACUAAAUCAAGGAGCCUUCAGAAGGCCCUAUUCUUCCUGCCCGUGGAAGAGCGUCAGGCUACGGCCUCUGAUGAACGACGGAGCCAGAUAAACCCUCUAUUCAGGGAGAUUCUCUGGCCUCAGCUAUCAUGGCUUGCAACUUGCGGUCGCAAGCUUAAAUACUCGGAGCGCAAACGACAAGCUAAGACCCGUAGGAUUCCAAUUCUCCGUUCAGAGAACGCUAGCUGGCGGCGAAUGCUCAUUCGACAGCCCCCACCGAUUACAAUAGGUAUUAAGGGCGAAGAUGAAAAUUUCUCUCCAGCCCCGAUCAUAUAUUAUGACGAAGACAUCUCCACUGAUACUCUCUGGGCCCUGACGAAUAUAUCCUUCUUCGCCGAUCACUGUUUCACGCGAUGCAUAUUCAGUGGCGACAACAGCUGGAAGGAGAGCUGUCCGCAGGAAGCCGAGCUCAUCUCCGACCAAGAUCUUAAAAAAUGUGAUAUUUUAGUUAUGGGGCACUGGCCGCCUAAUUAUCUUCUCAGGAUGAUGCAAUGGAUCCUGAGAUACGAAACCCACUACACCGGCCUAUCUCUACGGACAGACAUACACCCACCAUUGCUCGAUUUCUAUUACUUGUUUAAAAGAGAUAGAUCGCUGAUGGCGCACGAUUGGACCUUUGUCAUUGCCAAUCACAACGGACCAGUUUGGACAUAUAAUGUUGACGACAUGGCUCGGGAUGGUGAAUCUACUCUCGCCGGCGACACGUAUCGGACUCAGCUGAAUCCUUUGACUGAGGAAGAAGCAACAGUGGUAAAACAGAUUGUGAACCAUGAAUCACUUCCUCGAGGAGUUAUACCUGCCGCGAACUAUUUAAACCGGUUCUUGCGUGUUAUGGCAAAGCUGUUUGAGAAGGGCAUUUUGCCAAAGGUUGUGUUUGAAGAGCAUAGAAUCAUCUACGGGGUCCGUUGA